AUGGGGAAGGAUUCCGCUCAAGGCCUAAGUCAAGACGCCAAAGUCAAGACGAUCAAUUUGGGCGGCUCGGAGGAAGAUUUGGCAGAGCAAGCGCUUGGCGUCAGUCGGGUAAUUCGCUUCAAGGAAGCGGCUAGCCGUAGAGUGCCUCCGGCGCUGCGCUACCCGGCGUAUCGCACAUAUUGGCUUGGAACGCUAGCGUCCGUCAGCGGCUUCCAGAUGCUCACCUUCGGCAUACUCUGGGUAACCUACGAGCUCACGCAGUCGCCUCUAUUCCUGGGCUAUGUCGCCGCAGUGAACGCGCUGCCCGCGAUUGCCCUGAACCUGUUCGGCGGCGUCUUCGCAGACAUGUUCGACAAGCGCAGACUCAUCAUCGCCUGCCAACUCGUAACUGCGACUCUCAUCUUCAUCCUUGCGCUGAUGACGAUGUUCGAUGUGCUGCAUAUCUACUACCUCCUGCUCAUCGCGUUUUUUGCGGGGGCGGUGAACGCUUUCGAUCAACCCGCGCGACAGGCAUUGUAUCCGCAUCUCAUCGAUCGCUCGGUGAUGAUGAGCGCCGUAUCGCUCAACGCCGCCAUCUGGCAGGGCACGCGAAUAGUGGCGCCGGCUUUCGCGGGCUUUAUCAUAGCUUAUCUGGGCACCUCGACUUCGUUCUUCAUCUCGGGCGCGGGCUUCGUCACUAUGGCGGUAGUCAUCGCCGCUAUCAAGCUGCCUGAGAUUCCGCGCGGCGGCAGCGGCAACGCAGCCCGCGACCUGCUCGACGGCAUGAAGUUCAUCGCGGGCAACUCCGUCUUCUCGUUCCUCAUCGGAAUGACCUUCUUCAACAGCUUCUUCGGCAUGGCAUAUAUCUUCAUGAUGCCCAUCUUCGCGGUGGAAAUCCUGAAAGUCGGCGCGGACGGCCAGGGGAUACUGAUGGGAGUGGGCGGCGUGGGCGCGUUGGUUACAACGAUGCUGCUUGGCUCAAUCGGCAACUUCCGGCAGAAAGGGCUGAUGCUGAUAGGCGGCGCGGUGGCGUUCGGCGUCGCUCUGCUGCUAUUCGGCCUGACAUCGCAGGUGUACCCCUCAUACUACCUGGUAAUGGCCAUAAUGCUGUUCAUCGGCAUAUUCAACUCCAUCUACAUGAUUUCCAUAAUGAGUUCGCUGCAAAUGAUGGUGCCGAACAGUAUGCGGGGUCGCGUGAUGGGCUUUUACGGAAUGACAUGGAGCAUAAUGCCGCUCGGCGGGAUGCAGGGAAACUGGAUAGCCAACUACCUGGGCGCGCCCAUGGCAGUCAUCAUAGGCGGCGUUGCCGUGAUAGCCUUUGCGGUAGGACCUGCGAUGCUCAACCGGCAGGUGAGGAACAUCAGCACGCUACUCAAUCAGGUGGAGCAGGUUAUGGCGGCAGGACGACAGCAGGCUCAGCCGACAGCGCCCUCCGGAGACUGA
This is a messenger RNA of Geodia barretti, 1422 nucleotides long. The record is from the annotation of a GenBank genome assembly. NCBI's taxonomy places the organism in Eukaryota, Metazoa, Porifera, Demospongiae, Tetractinellida, Geodiidae.